CACUAUGGCCCGGCUUGCCUCAGCCCCUCCGGAAAGCUGCCGGUGCUGCACAUCUUCGGGCGGCAGCCCCUGGACACCGGGCGCUGUGCAGCGGCCUUCCGGGAGCUCUACCCCGACCGACGGAGCCGUGUGGUGGUGCUGAGCGAUGUGGGCUAUGCCCACGCCAUGGGUGAGCUGGAGCAGCAGUUGUGCCCUGAGUACCCCCAUGUUGUUUUCUCCAGGGUGGUGUGUGGGGACCCUCCUGGCCCUGCACCACCCGGAGAGGUGCGGCAGUUUGGUCGCCAGUUCCCAGUGGAGACGCUGGGAGGGCUGCAGGACUGCGCCAUGUUCUACGUGGGAGCCGAGGGCCUGGCCCUCACCAGCUUCAUGCUGACUUGGAACUGCUGCCCUUUCAGCUCCUUUGACCCUGCCACCGGCUGCGGUCGCCGUGAGACCCUCAACGUCAACCGGGCCCUAAUGCGACGCCUCUACCUGGUGGAGCGGGCCCGGGACGCCCGGGUGGUGGGCAUUCUGGUGGGCACCCUCGGCGUGGUGGGCUACUUGGCUGUGCUGCAGCACCUCCGGGAGCUUCUGCACCGGCUUCUGCACCGGGCCGGCAAGCGCAGCUACACGCUGGCCGUGGGGAAGCCGAACCCUGCCAAGCUGGCCAACUUCCUGGAGGUGGACAUCUUCGUCCUGGUGGCCUGCGCUCAGAACUCCCUGCUGGACUCCAGCGACUUCUACCGGCCCAUCGUGUCCCCCUCUGAGCUGGAGCUGGCCUGUAACCCGGCCCGUGAAUGGACAGGGAACUAUCUCACUGAUUUCCGAGACCUGCUGCCAGGUGCCUGUGCACACAUUGAGCUCCCGCCGGCUGUCCCUGCAGCGGAGGCCAUUCCUGACAUCUCGCUGAUCACAGGGGAGAUGCGUGCUGCCCACCUCUGCGACCCCCCGGCCCCCCAGCUGCCCCCCAGCACUGCCCUGGCCUGCAGGGACCAGACACGGGCCCUCGCAGAGAUCAGCCCUGCUGCCUCCUUCCUGGAGUCCCGCAGCUGGCGGGGCCUGGAGCAGCAGCUGGGGCAG
This is a messenger RNA of Opisthocomus hoazin, 1059 nucleotides long. The record is from RefSeq and is a predicted model, not a curated record. Lineage: Eukaryota; Metazoa; Chordata; Aves; Opisthocomiformes; Opisthocomidae.